This is a messenger RNA of Erythranthe guttata (spotted monkey flower), 2190 nucleotides long. Its product is annotated as RNA polymerase sigma factor sigE, chloroplastic/mitochondrial. NCBI's taxonomy places the organism in Eukaryota, Viridiplantae, Streptophyta, Magnoliopsida, Lamiales, Phrymaceae. The record is from RefSeq and is a predicted model, not a curated record. Gene Ontology annotation, molecular function: DNA-binding transcription factor activity. Gene Ontology annotation, biological process: DNA-templated transcription initiation; regulation of DNA-templated transcription.
UUAAUCCAAUUACACAGCACCACGUGUCAUAACAGUAUCCAUAAUCUCUCUCCUUUCACCAUCAGCUUGCCACGUAAGCACUUAAACCUCACAUUAUUCCCUUCUCCGAGUUGGCUACGAAUUUUCUGCUUCAGUAAACGUGGGAAAUUAGACACCGUUGGAUCACUUUAUUCCUUAAUCACAGCCGCACAUAUUUGAAUCGGCAAAGCUUGUGGCCACCAAAAUCCGGGGAGCAAUUUUAUAUUUUUAAUAUCUUCGUUAUAUCAAAAUCAUCGGUUCAGUUUAGAUUCCAAUUUUCCCACCAUUUUCACCGGAAUAUUCUAUUCUUCGCCGGCGUACCGCGUCAGCCCGGUAUAAUCAGCUUUCUCGAAUCUAUUCGUCUGUUUCUCAGACACCGAUUGUUGAAAUUGGCAUGGGAGUUGUGACUGUUUCGAGUUCCGCCGCUCGAACUCCGGUUGGAUUAGACGCAAUUAUUAGGUAUUCGACUCAUGUAUCAUUAUCGAAGAAGCCACUCGUACUAUCCUUAAAAACCGACAAAGCUAAAAAAAGUAGAGCUCUCAUCGCACCACUAGAAUCUGUAGCGUUACCUUCCGAGGCAAAAAACGAGACCGUAAAAAGUUUAAGAAAGGUUAAAAAAACACGGCCAGAUAAACGUGUGAGCGCUGUCUCAAUUACCGAUGAGGCCUCUCCCGGAAGCACAUUGGAUUUGGAUUACACCGAAGCUGCUGCAAAACUAGAAUAUUUGUACAAAACAAGUCCUGCAUUAACCGAUGAGGAGAUCAAAACGAAAAGUGUUCAGACAAGGCAGCCUCGUAGGAAAAGGAUCGAUGAAUCUGUGGAGACAAAGAAUUUGGUGAGGAGUCAGAGAAGGGGAAAAAGAUUGAGUCUUGAGAAGAGGGUUGCUCUUAGAAUGAAGAAAGAAUCGGUUCCUUUAUUAUCGCAGAAAAAGGAAGUGAAUAAUAAGAGUGACGACGAUGAGAAGAUUGAUAGGCUCUUGAGGGACUAUUCAAUUUCAUCCGACUUUUUCAGCUUGGAUUGGAAAAAGACAAAAAUACCCCCGGUUCUUCCUUCGUCCGAGCACGUAUGGCUUUUUAAGCUGAUGCAACCUAUGAAGGAAAUCUUGAAAGUGAAGGAGACGUUAACUAAUGAUUUAGGAAGAGAGGUGAGAGAUGAUGAGCUGGCAGAGGCGACGAAUACAGAUGUUUUUCAGCUUCGGAAACAGUUGGAAGUUGGUCGAACUGCUCGAAACAAGUUGAUCAAGCACAACUUGAGGCUAGUUUUAUUUGUGAUGAACAAAUAUUUUCAAGACUUUGCAAACGGACCGAGAUUCCAAGACCUAUGUCAAGCUGGGGUGAAGGGUCUUAUUACAGCUAUAGACCGUUUCGAGCCGAAAAGAAAAUUUCGUCUCUCGACUUACGGUCUGUUUUGGAUCAGACACGCAAUUGUCCGUUCCAUGACAAUUUCAAGCUUCACAAAGGUCUCCUUUGGCCUCGAGUCGGUUAGAGUGGAAAUCCAGAAGGCCAAAACAGAGUUGUUGUUUGAGCUUCACAGAUUGCCAACCGACGAAGAAAUUAUAGAGAGAGUCGGAAUCUCUGCAGAGAGAUUUAAUGAAGUGACGAGGGUUUCGAAGCCUAUUUCCUCUCUCCACGCACGUCAUAAAAUAACUCACGAGGAGUUCAUUAAUGGAGUUGCCGAUAUUGACGGUUUCGAAGGAGAUCAAAGACAGCAACCUGCACUUCUCAGGCUUGCUUUGGAUGAUGUGCUGGACUCUUUGAAACCAAAGGAGAGUUUGGUGGUGAGACAAAGAUAUGGUCUUGAUGGUAAAGGAGAUAGAACACUCGGAGAAAUUGCGGGAAAUUUGAAUAUUUCGAGAGAAAUGGUACGAAAGCACGAAGUGAAGGCUUUCAUGAAGCUCAAGCAUCCUGCACGAGUUGAUUACCUUCGCCACCAUAUCUCCAAAUGAACAAACGAAAAAAAGAAUUGAAUUCAAUCUCUGCACACUAUUGUAUAUGUAUAUUGGUUUACACUUUCCACACGGAGUCGUUUGUAUUAUAACAUUACAUGCACAUAAAAGAUCGGUUAACGUGUAUAAAUCCAUCUCUUUACAGCUCUUUCCUUAGCUGUAUUAAACUCUGUUUUUCUUUUAAUGGUGAUGAAGAAGAUAUAGUCAAACUUGAAAAUAUUUGUGAA